Gracilinanus agilis (Agile Gracile Mouse Opossum) is the source of this 945-nucleotide messenger RNA. RefSeq names its product olfactory receptor 5B12-like. The transcript has a single exon. NCBI's taxonomy places the organism in Eukaryota, Metazoa, Chordata, Mammalia, Didelphimorphia, Didelphidae. The record is from RefSeq and is a predicted model, not a curated record. Bases 1 to 945 code for a protein of 314 amino acids. Gene Ontology annotation, molecular function: olfactory receptor activity; odorant binding; G protein-coupled receptor activity. Gene Ontology annotation, biological process: G protein-coupled receptor signaling pathway; sensory perception of smell. Gene Ontology annotation, cellular component: membrane.
AUGGAGAAUAGCUCAGAGGUGAAAGAGUUCAUCCUUGUGGGAUUAACAGAUGCCCCAGAACUUCAGGUGCCCCUCUUCAUAAUGUUCACGGUCAUCUAUGUCAUCACUCUGGUGGGAAACCUGGGAAUGGUGGUGAUCAUCUCUUGGGACUCUCGUCUCCACACACCCAUGUACUUUUUCCUCAGUAACCUCUCUCUGGUGGAUUUUGGCUAUUCUACAGCUAUUACUCCUAAAGUGAUGGCUAGCUUCCUCACAGGCAACAAAAUCAUCUCCUACAACGGAUGUGCUGCACAAAUGUUCUUCUUUGUGGCACUUGCCACUGUUGAAAGUUAUCUCCUGGCAGCUAUGGCCUAUGAUCGCCAUGCAGCUGUGUGUAAACCCCUCCAUUACACCACCACCAUGACACCCAGUGUGUGUGCUGGUCUUGUCAUUGGCUCCUAUGUCUGUGGUUUUCUGAAUUCCUCCAUUCACACAGGAGACACUUUCAGCCUCCACUUCUGCAAUUCCAAUGUUGUUCCUCAUUUUUUCUGUGAUAUUCCACCCCUUUUGGCUCUUUCUUGCUCCAAUACACACACCAGUGAAUUAGUUGUUUUCUUCGUUGUGGGAUUCAAUGUCUUUUUUGCUAUUUUCACCAUAUUGGUAUCCUAUUUAUUCAUCUUCAUAGCUAUCCUGAGAAUGCGCUCAGCUGAGGGUCGCCAGAAAGCCUUCUCUACCUGUGCUUCCCACCUCACAGCUGUGUCUAUAUUCUAUGGGACCAUCAUUUUCAUGUACUUACAACCCAGUUCUAGUCAUUCUAUGGACACAGACAAAAUGGCUUCAGUAUUCUACACCAUGGUCAUCCCCAUGUUGAACCCUCUCAUCUACAGCUUGAGGAACAAGGAGGUGAAGAGUGCUUUUAGGAAAAUUGUCGAGGCUACAAAAUCUUCAUUAAGCUUCUCAUUUUAA